AUGGCGGACUACGAUGCUACGGAUACUACCCUUAAGCUCUCCGAUACGGACACCGACAGUAGCGAAGAUGAGUCCGAGGAAGAGCAGGUCGAAACCCUUGUUGCUGGUCGGGAGCGACGAAAGACUGCUGGCAACCGCUAUGAUAGGGAUAUGGUCUUAGAGGAAGUUGCAGCCGUUGACGAAGACGCCGAUGAGGUUACUCUCUUGUUCGCCGACAAUGAAGAUGAAGAGGACGAAGAAUUCAAAAGCAGCGAAGAAGAGGAGGAUGCCGACCUGUCUUCCAGUGAUGACGACGACCAGGGCCCGAACGCCGCCGUAGAUGAUCUUGACGGAGAAAAGGAGUUGGAAAAGCAAGCUAAACAGGAACGAGCAAAGAAACGCCGAGCAGACCUAGCACUUACAAGCGUGGCGGGACUAAGAAAGAAACUGAAGACAGAUCCUACUCGACCAGCUGCACUGCUCUCUCAGGCCAAGCCGUCCAAGAAGAAGGAAAGAGUAACAUGGGUCCACGAUCCUGAUUCUGGUCGGAGUUCCCUUCGCAAGCAGACGAUUGCUCAUCGAGCGGAGACCAUCGCCCGCUUGAAGGAAAGCGAAGCGCAGAGCAAAAAGCUGAAAGCACUCAAGGAGCAACGGGACCGGGAACGUGCAAAGGAUGCUCCGAAAGAACUUACUCAGGCUGACAGGUUGGCUGAAGCAGCCCGAAUCGAAAAACAGAACGCUAAAAGUCUCAAUCGUUGGGAGACGAUGGAGAAGAAGAGGCAAGAGGAACAGGCCGCAAAGCUGGCCGCGCUGAAAAACAGAAAACUGGAAGGCCCUGUGAUAUCCUGGUGGAGUGCAAGGGCUACAUGGAUAGGGCCAAAACUCAGCAAGAUCGGCACAAAGGACGCUGGAGACGUCAAAGAGGGUGGCGUCGAGACGAAGAAGCGUGGCAGGAAGUCGAAAGCGUUUCUGGAGCAGCAAGCUGCCGUCAAAGAGGCGGAACGGGGAACACCAUUGCCACAGAAUAUGAGUGUAGAUACGCCAGUAUCAACGCAAGUAACCGCCCCGGCACCGGCAGCAGCACCAGCAGCAGCACCAGCGGUGCCCUCUUCGACGUCAAUUGAGCGUGAAGAGCCUCUUCAAGAUAAGAAAUCAGAUGCUACACCCGCACCCGAAAUCGACCAACCGCAAAUCCCGCUUGCUGCUCCGCAGCAGGAAGAUACCUUUCUGAAAGGCAUACAUGAGUACGCUACAUUGGAAGAAGACAGCAAUGCCAUGGUGGAUAACCCUGUCUCCGCUCCUCCUCAGGAUCUGAAUGCGCAACAAGCUAGAGACCAGAACCUAGAGGAGCAGCCAAAAUCAGGAGAUUUGUCCAACCUGGCCACGUCCCGAUCCAUUCAGACCGAGGAGACCAAGCAGACCGAGCAGACCGAGCAGACCAAGCAGACCGAGAGUGAGCCCGACCAAACUCCCCCAGAUCUUAUCCUCAAAGCAAAGACAUCACAAUCGGCCCAAUCGGUGCACCCUCCAAAGACAGAAGGGCCUCCGAUGACAGUCUCGACUGCGGAGAAAGGUUCCUCAGCGCCUGAGCCUUUGCUAGAGGUUGGAAUUCCAUCAGCUACAGAGCCUCGCUCAGCGCCUGAGCAUUUACCAACGACUGGGCCUUCAUUAGGUACAGAACCUCCCUCGGCGCCUGAGCCUUCAUCAACAACUGGACCUCCAUUAAUUAAAGAACUUCCCUCGGCGCCUGAGCCUUCAUCAACGACUGAACCUCCAUUAAUUACAGAACUUCCCUCGGCGCCUGAGCCUUCAUCAACAACUGGACCUCCAUUAAUUAAAGAACUUCCCUCGGCGCCUGAGCCUUCAUCAACGACUGGACCUCCAUUAAUUACAGAACUUCCCUCGGCGCCUGAGCCUUCAUCAACGACUGAACCUCCGUUAAUUACAGAACUUCCCUCGGCGCCUGAGCCUUCAUCAACGACUGAACCUCCAUUAGGUACAGAACCUCACUUGACGUCCGCAGUGGCAUCAGCUCCCGAACCGGAACCAGUUGUCGAGAGCUCAACACGAAAUAUCGUGAUAUUGGAAAGGUUCGAAGAGCUCUCUCCUGAGUCCCGACAAGAAUAUUCCUUCUUUUUCAACACUCGCAAGGCACCCAAACUAGUGAAGCACAGUCAAGAGCUGUGUCCUAUCACAACCUUGCCUGUGCGGUACCGGGACACCUCCACAGGAAUAGGAUUUGCCAACGUGGUUGGGUACAAGAAGCUCCAGGAAUUGAAACAACAUCGAUUCGCCUGGAGCAGCAUGCUUGGGUGCUAUGUUGGUCGAGAUGAUGGAGUGGUUGCGCGUGGAGUACCAGAAGGGUUUGUGGACAAGUAA
Molecule: messenger RNA, 2358 nt
Organism: Capronia epimyces CBS 606.96
Lineage: Eukaryota; Fungi; Ascomycota; Eurotiomycetes; Chaetothyriales; Herpotrichiellaceae
Exons: 1
Coding region: 1-2358 (785 amino acids)
Biological process (GO): regulation of DNA-templated transcription; chromatin remodeling
Cellular component (GO): nucleus
Molecular function (GO): ATP-dependent H2AZ histone chaperone activity
Source: RefSeq, a predicted model, not a curated record